This is a messenger RNA of Salvia hispanica, 1158 nucleotides long. The record is from RefSeq and is a predicted model, not a curated record. Lineage: Eukaryota; Viridiplantae; Streptophyta; Magnoliopsida; Lamiales; Lamiaceae.
UUCUCCUCCCGUCUUCCAUCUCAUCACAAAGGAUUCUCCUGAUGGGAUCCUUACAGAAAUCAAAUGGUGGGAUGGGAAGUUUAGCAUUGUUAGAGACAUCGUGUGGCUACUUACUACAAGAAUUACAGAUUAUAUGGGAUGAAGUCGGAGAAGACAAAUUUGAGCGGGAAAAGGUUCUGCUUGAACUUGAACAGGAAUGUGUCGAGAUUUAUAGAAGAAAAGUUGACACAGCUAACAUUUCACGAGCUCGGCUACAUCAGCAGCUUGCAGAGUCCGAGGCUGAGUUUACUCAUCUCCUCCUCUCACUUGGAGAAAGAUCACUGCCAGGAAGGCCAGAGAAAAUGGCAGGAACGCUUAAAGAGCAGCUAAAUUCUAUAACACCAGCACUAAGAGAGAUGCAGUUAAGGAAAGAAGAUCGGGUGAAGCAAUUUCGAGUAGUACAAGGGCAGAUUCAUAAAAUUUCUGCAGAAAUUGCAGGUCAGACAGAGUAUAAUGAUUCAACAUCACCAGUUUGUGUCAAUGAAAAUGAUCUAUCACUUAAGAAACUCGAGGAGUUCCAAAAUGAGCUUCUGAGACUUCACAGUGAAAAGAGUGACAGACUUCAGAGGAUGGAAAACUACAUUAGCACAAUAAAAAACUUGUCAGCCACUUUAGGAAUGGAUUCUUCAUUGAUCAUAACAAAGGUGCAUCCAAGCUUGAAUGAAUUAUCAGGAUUGUCAAAGAACAUCAGUGACGGUAUCCUGGAAAAGCUUGAUAGCACAGUGAAAUCACUUCAAACAGAAAAACAAACACGAUUUGACAAGCUGCAACAACUUGGUAAAGCAUUGUCUGAUUUGUGGAAUCUCAUGGAUACACCCUAUAAAGACCGUCAAGAAUAUCUACAAGUUGCCAAUCUAUCAUCUAUGCCAUCAACAGAUAUAUCCACUCCUGGAAGCCUUACUCUGGACUUGGUGCAGCAGGCUGAGACUGAAGUGAAGAGACUGGAUCAGUUGAAAGCAAGCAAGAUGAAAGAGUUUUUCUUCAAGAAACAAAUAGAGCUUGAGGAUAUAUGCAGAAGAACACACAUGGAAAUACCAUCACGAUCAGAGAUGGAAAAAAUAAUCAACCAAAUAGACUCUGGUUAGACUAAAUCUUUUGAACGAAGAAAUCCUAGUUAUU